Messenger RNA from Podospora anserina S mat+, 807 nucleotides. RefSeq lists its product as uncharacterized. The record is from RefSeq and is a predicted model, not a curated record. The transcript is spliced from 2 exons. Gene Ontology annotation, molecular function: O-methyltransferase activity. Lineage: Eukaryota; Fungi; Ascomycota; Sordariomycetes; Sordariales; Podosporaceae. Bases 1 to 807 code for a protein of 268 amino acids.
AUGGGUGCCACUCCAGUUUCCGUGGAACACACCACGUACAACCCUGACGCCGUCUACCUCUCAUGGGAAGUGGACGGGAAAUUCUUCGGCGAUGGGCGUGAAGUUGCCCUCCUCGAGUACAUCUACGCUCGGCCGGAUCUUGAGAAGCUGAGAGGCAACCCCCAGAAGGUUCUGCAAGCCAUCGACGAUUACGGUCGGUCCGUCAGAGGUCUGAUCAACAUCGGGUCCAUGAAAGGAUCCAUCGUUUGCGACAUUAUCGCUAGACACAGACCUGCAGUGGUACUCGAACUGGGCGGUUACAUUGGAUACUCGGCCAUUAUGUUUGGACAUGCCAUGAGACAGGCUGGUGGAAAGCAGUACUACAGUGUCGAGAAGAGUCCUCUCUUUGCUGCUGUAGCCACAAGCUUGAUUGACCUCGCCGGCCUCAGAGACCAUGUCAGGGUUGUGGUUGGGACGGGGGCGGAAGGAACUCGGCGCUUGUACGAGGAAGGGAAGAUUUCUCGUGUCGAUAUGGCCUUCUUCGACCACUUCAAGCCAGCCUACACUGAUGACCUCAAGCUAUGUGAGCGGCUCGGUGUCGUAGGGCCGGGGACCCUGAUUGUGGCGGACAACAUGGUGCUACCGGGGAACCCGCGUUAUCUCGAGUGGGUGCAUGCAAGCGUGGAAAGGAAGCGCGAGAUGGACAAGGGGGCGGCCGAAAAGGGAAACCCAAACCUGCAGUAUCGCAACCAAUCUAUCUCCAGUUGGGAACCAUCUGGGCAGGAGGACGCGAUGGAGAUUACGGAAUGCUAUGGUAUCGAGGAUUAG